Molecule: messenger RNA, 2748 nt
Organism: Cinclus cinclus
Lineage: Eukaryota; Metazoa; Chordata; Aves; Passeriformes; Cinclidae
Gene: AMOT
Product: angiomotin
Exons: 11
Coding region: 16-2748 (910 amino acids)
Biological process (GO): establishment of cell polarity involved in ameboidal cell migration; angiogenesis; regulation of cell migration
Cellular component (GO): lamellipodium; plasma membrane; cytoplasmic vesicle
Molecular function (GO): signaling receptor activity
Source: RefSeq, a predicted model, not a curated record
GCACCACAGUUUGAGAUGAGGAAUUCAGAAGAGCAAGCAGCUACGACAGUUUUACAGCGCCUGCUGCAGGAGCAGCUCCGAUACGGGAACCCAAAUGACAACCGCAACCUUCUCGCCUUACACCAGCAAGCCACAGGGAAUGCCCCCCCUUUCAGCAGCACCGGCAGCCCGGCCUCUCAGAACGAAGGGCUGAGCUCCCAGGACCACCAGCUCGUGACUCAUGCUGCCCGCCAGGAGCCCCAGGGCCAGGAGAUACAGGUGGACAACAGCAUCAUGGAGAAGCAGCUCUCGCCGCGGCUCCAGACCAGCGAGGACCUCCCGACCUACGAGGAGGCCAAGGUGCAGUCGCAGUAUUUCCGUGGCCAGCCGCACGCCAGCGUCGGGGCCGCCUUCUACGUCACGGGUGUCACCAACCAGAAGAUGAGGACUGAAGGGCGGCCCACGGUGCAGCGGGUGAGCCCAGGGAAGGUGCACCAGGACGAAGGACUGAAGGACCUCAAGCAAGGCCACGUGCGCUCCCUGAGCGAGAGGCUGAUGCAGCUGUCCCUGGCCACCAGCGGGGUCAAGGCCCACGCGCCCGUCACGAGCGCGCCGCUCUCGCCUCUGUCUCCGCUCUCUCCCCAGCAGUCCAGCGACCCUUACAAAAAUUCUGGCUCCAAUGAGUUCUACAAGAACUCGGUGCAACCCCCUUCCCAGCCCAGCAUGAAAGGAAUGGAGCAGCGGGGGCCUCCCCCAGAGUAUCCUUACAAAAACGUGUCCACCCCGGCUAUGAACUGCAAACCUCAGGACUCGGGGCAUUUCUAUAGCGACCAUCGCAUGAGCCAGCAGGGAAGAUCUGAUGGGCCUAUGAUGAGGUAUCAGCAUCCCCCUGAGUAUGGCUCAGUCAGGCAGAACCCAGAUGUGCAGCUGCAGUUACAACAGAGACCACCUCACCACCACAGCCCGACUUCUUCCUUGACAUCCCUGGGAUCUUUGACUUUGCUCCAGUCUCCGCCACCCUCUAGGCUGUCCCCUUCCCAGCACCAGCAACCUCUGACUCCCAGCCAGGCAGAUCCUGGCAUUCUGCCACGGACGCAGCAGCCUUUCUUGUCCAACCCAGUCCAUCAGGGAGAUCUGUACCGACUAUGCCAGCCCUUCCUGGGCCCGCAGCAGCAGCAAGGAGACUCCUACUCUGUGAUGCCCCGGGCCCAGCAGAUCCCUUCCCCCUACCAGCAGAUGCAAGUAGAUCCUUUUGCCAUCGUUUCCAGGGCCCAGCAAAUGGUGGAAAUCCUGUCAGAGGAGAACCGGUCCCUACGACAGGAGCUGGAUGGGUGCUAUGAGAAAGUGGCCCGGCUGCAGAAGCUGGAAACAGAAAUUCAGCAAGUUUCAGAGGCAUACAAAAACCUGGAGAAAUCAUCCUCUAAGCGGGAUGCUCUGGAAAAGGCCAUGAGAAACAAACUGGAAGGAGAAAUUCGUAGGCUUCAUGAUUUCAACAGGGAUCUAAGAGAACGCAUGGAGACAGCCAACAAGCAGCUGGCAGAGAAGGAGUUUGAGGGGUCUGAAGACAAUCGGAAAACCAUCUCCCAGCUCUUUGCACAAAACAAGGAAACACAGAGGGAAAAAGAGAAACUGGAAAUAGAGCUGGCUGCUGCCCGCUCCACCAACGAGGACCAGCGGAGACACAUCGAGAUCCGAGACCAGGCUUUGAACAAUGCUCAGGCCAAGGUGGUGAAACUGGAGGAGGAGCUGAAGAAGAAGCAGGUCUAUGUCGAGAAGGUGGAGAAGAUGCAGCAGGCCUUGGUUCAGCUGCAGGCAGCGUGUGAGAAGAGGGAGCAGCUGGAGCACCGGCUGCGCACACGGCUGGAGAGGGAGCUGGAAUCUCUGCGCAUGCAGCAGCGUCAGGGCACAUCCCAGGCUGCCAAUGUGUCUGAGUACAACGCCACGGCACUCAUGGAGCUCCUGCGUGAGAAGGAAGAGAGGAUCCUUGCUCUGGAAGCUGACAUGACCAAGUGGGAACAGAAAUACCUGGAGGAAAGUGUGAUGAGACAGUUUGCUUUGGAUGCAGCUGCCACCGUGGCUGCUCAGAGGGACACCACGGUGAUCAGCCACUCGCCCAACCCCAGCUAUGACACCUCACUGGAAGCUCGCAUCCAGAAGGAGGAGGAGGAGAUCCUGCUGGCCAACAGGAGAUGUCUUGACAUGGAGGGAAGGAUUAAGACCCUGCACGCUCAGAUCAUCGAGAAGGAUGCCAUGAUCAAAGUCCUGCAGCAGCGCUCCCGCAAGGAGCCUGGCAAGACAGAGCAGCUCUCCUCCAUGAGACCUGCCAAGUCCCUCAUGUCCAUUUCCAACGCUGGCUCAGGCUUGCUGUCCCACUCCUCAACGCUGAGCAGCACCCCCAUCCUGGAGGAAAAGAGGGAGGACAAGAGCUGGAAGGGCAGCCUGGGUGUUCUGCUGGGAACAGAAUAUCGCUCCGAAUCCAUCCCCUCCACCCCCUCUCCUGUCCUCCCCUCCACUCCAUUGCUGUCAGCCCACUCCAAGACAGGCAGCAGAGACUGCAGCACCCAGACAGACCGGGGCAGUGAGCAGAGCAAAGCUGCUCCUUCCCCUGCAGCUCCCACCCCAGCACGACUCCCCAGCACCAACCUGACCUUCAGUGCAGAGAAAACAGAUGGGCCACUCUUCCACUCCAGCACUCUUGAAAGAAAAGCCCCUGUUCAGACUGUGGGGCAGGACCUCCCAGAUGGAGAGAUGGUAGAAUACCUCAUCUGA